Molecule: messenger RNA, 1707 nt
Organism: Eucalyptus grandis
Lineage: Eukaryota; Viridiplantae; Streptophyta; Magnoliopsida; Myrtales; Myrtaceae
Product: phospholipase A1-IIdelta
Exons: 2
Coding region: 187-1545 (452 amino acids)
Biological process (GO): lipid metabolic process
Molecular function (GO): glycerophospholipid phospholipase A1 activity
Source: RefSeq, a predicted model, not a curated record
GAUCCAUCGGAUGGAUGCCCCCGGUUGACCAAGACGACCCGUUCCUUCCUAUUUAGACACUAUCGGUAGGGUUGCGCGGGGCGAGAUAGAGCGCACCACCACCACAGAUUUCAAUCCAAUCUCUCCAUCACUUUUCCUUGGCCGCAUUCCCUGUUCCUCCUUCCCUAGCCCCCACCCCUCGCUGUAAUGAACCACAUUACAAACCUCCUCCACCACCACCAUCUCCACCUCCACCACCACGAGAACCAGCGGCGGCAGCAGAAGGCCGGAAUGACCACCGCGGCGGGGGAGGAGCGGGAGCCGACGUGGGCGGAGCUGCUGGGGAGCGGGGACUGGGAGGGCCUGCUGGAGCCCCUCGACAUGGGGCUCCGGCGGCUGAUCCUCCGGUGCGGCGACUUCAUACAGGCCACCUACGACACCUUCAUCAACGACGAGAACUCCAAGUACUGCGGCUGCAGCCGCUACGGCAAGGCCGACUUCUUCCAGAAGGUCAUGAUGGAGAACGGAUCCGACUACGAGGUCGUGGCCUUCCUCUACGGGACGGCACGGGUCAGCUCCAAGGAGUACUUCCUGUUCCACUCGCAGUCACGGGAGGCGUGGGACCGCGAGUCCAACUGGAUCGGCUACAUCGCCGUGACCACCGACGAGGUCAGCGCGCAACUGGGUCGCCGCGAAAUCUACAUCGCAUGGCGAGGCACGACGCGGAACUACGAGUGGAUCAACAUCCUCGGCGCCAAGCGCAAGUCCAUCGAGUCGCUCCUCAGCACGAACGGCGAGGGCGAACAUGAGCCCGGAGAAGAGGAGGCCAGGAACGACUCCAGCAGCAGCGACGACGAUGACCGCGACGACGAGAAAGUCCCGAAAGUCAUGCUGGGUUGGUACACCAUCUACACGACGGACGACCCGAAGUCGCCCUUCACGAAGCUGAGCGCGAGGACGCAGCUCUUGACCAAGAUCAACGAGCUGCGAGAGAAGUACAAGGGCGAGGAUCUGAGCAUCACCCUCACCGGCCACAGCCUCGGCGCGAGCCUGUCCAUCCUGAGCGGGUUCGACAUCGUCGAGAACGGGGUCCGGGACAUCCCCGUCUCGGCCUUCGUCUUCGGGUCCCCCCAGGUGGGGAACAAGGCCUUCGCCGAGCGGUGCAAGAGCUACCCGAACCUCAAGUUCCUGCACAUCAGGAACACCAUAGACCUCAUCCCGCACUACCCGAGCAAGCUCCUGGGGUACGUCUACUCGGGGGUCGAGCUCGAGAUCGACACCCGGAAGUCGCCGAACCUGAAGGACUCCAAGAACCCGAGCGACUGGCACAACCUGCAGGCGAUGCUGCACAUCGUGGCGGGCUGGAACGGCGAGGACGGCGAGUUCGAGCUCAAGGUGAAGCGGAGCUUGGCCUUGGUGAACAAGUCGUGCGACUUCCUAAAGCCCGAGUGCCUGGUACCCCCGUCGUGGUGGGUGGAGAAGAACAAGGGGAUGGUGCUCGACGAGGACGGCGAGUGGGUGAUGGGGUCGCUGGCCGACGAGGACCUGCCCGUCCCCGAGUUUUGACCAGCGGCCGGCAGGCCAGCAGUCAUUGUUAGCUAAUUCUAUUGAAGUCUUGAAAAGUUGUUCACUACCCAUGUCCUAUAUCGUGUGUCGAUUUGGAUGUUUGAUUAAAUUAUAAUGAUUUCGAUGUGGCAUGAUAAAUCUAUGGUAUUUUUUGUUUGUUGA